Aspergillus novofumigatus IBT 16806 is the source of this 1451-nucleotide messenger RNA. RefSeq lists its product as uncharacterized. Gene Ontology annotation, molecular function: microtubule binding. Lineage: Eukaryota; Fungi; Ascomycota; Eurotiomycetes; Eurotiales; Aspergillaceae. The transcript has a single exon. Bases 299 to 1198 code for a protein of 299 amino acids. The record is from RefSeq and is a predicted model, not a curated record.
CCUUUGGAUUCAGCCACUGAGGACGCCACGGGCCAUACCAAGAAAUCCUCCGCCACAGAGCAAGACUUGACGUUGUUGAGCUUCGUUGACGUGAGUUUGUUACUUUGCUUACGAUUGCUUGCCGCUAAUGUGAUUGCUAUAGGAACGUGAAAUCGCUCAACUGCGGAAGACUCUAGAAGAAGAACGACUUGCGCGUAGACGGCGACAGUCGAUAUCAACCAAAGUUCAAAAUGCAGACGAGACCGCAAACUCUACCCGUCAAAGUGUAUCAAAAUCAGCUGCGCCUCGCAAGUCCUCGAUGAAGGAGAGUAAAGCCCCGAUAACAAGACCCGCCUCGGCAAUGGGUGAUCUGACAGCCACAUCGAAAGUCAGCAUGGCUGAGGCAGACAGUAAUCUUUCCGUGCCCAUUGAACGCCCAAGACGGCAUUCGGAUCACUCCAUCAUCUCCACUACUCAGCGGAGACGUCGCCCUGUUACUGACGACAUGACUUCUGCUUUCAUCCUGCCAGAUAUCACUAUCCAUCACGCUGAUUUGGCAGCUGAGGACCCAAGUCGAUUGCCCCAGGCUGCACAAAGGGCCUUGGACAGUGCUACACAGCAUGAUGGCAAGAACUGCACGGUUUGCAAGCGCUGCAUUCCUGGUGACUCGCAAUGCGACCAUACUCAUGGGACUGUAAAGAUCCCGAAACCUGUACCCGUUUCGGAGCGCAUGCCUGAGCCUUCUGUCUACAAUGAGGAGCCUACGUUGCGCCCUGCUCAAUCUCCGGGUGUUGCCCUCGCGACGGUGCUCAAGGCAUUGGAGGACGAACUGUCGCAUCUGAAAAUGCAGCUUGUAACCUAUCAAGGGGCGUAUAACAAGCUGGAUGCCUCGUUGAGCAAACGCCAGAGGAAAUCGUUGGCCGCCAAGAUUGAAAAGCUUCUUAAGGACAUCGACUUCAAAGCUGAUCAAAUCUAUGCACUCUACGAUGUUCUUGAAGGCCAAAAACAGAACGGACACGAGAUGACUGAGCAAGAGAUGGAGGUCACGCUUCAAUCCAUUGGGAUCGACACCGCCGCCACCACAAGGGCUGCGGAUGUGACCGCUACGACAGAUAAAUCUUCCCACAGAAAUAAUGAUACUGACUUGGAAGAUGAUGAGGAACUACCAUGGGAGGGCAUUGAGAGCACAAUGGAAGUUACAGGCAGAAUUGGAAACUAGCUUCACUCCAGGCCCGCUGAAUCUCUUCUCUCAUUCCUUGCAUAUUCUCUUUCCAUUCCCUAUUGAUCUACCUUUCCGUUCGACUCCUUUCAUGCUCUCUCGCAUGGAUCUCGGUUCAGGUUUCCGACUGACCUCUUGGAGGUGUAUGUCCCUGAUCCUUGAGAACUAUGCGUUGGGCUGGGACACCGUUUCUGUGUUCCCUGACAGACAGGUACGGUCCGCUGAUAGACUCGGCGCCUGACUAUCCUUGAAG